Styela clava is the source of this 14221-nucleotide messenger RNA. Lineage: Eukaryota; Metazoa; Chordata; Ascidiacea; Stolidobranchia; Styelidae. The record is from RefSeq and is a predicted model, not a curated record.
CGCGCAGCAGAACGUAAAUUUAAUAUUGAUGAAUCCAUGGCAAGGUUAUGGAGAAAAAAAGAAGACUUGUUUCGUGCGUCAGAUAAGUCUCGGAGAUCAUUUAGAGGAAGCCCUGGCAGAUAUCCUCUUUUAGAAGCAAAGGUUGCGGAAUGGACGUUAAGUCAGAAAGCACUCAGAGGAACCAUUACCGGAAAGGAGGUUAAAGAAAAAGCUGUUCAAAUUUCUAAAGAACUCGGCAUAGAAGAUUUUAGAGGUACAACAAACUGGUAUUACCGAUUUUUAAGGCGGCAAAAGAUAAAUACUGAUAGACUGAACUGGAAUACUAAAGUUUUGAAAUGGAAACCUAGAAAUGUUAAGAAAGAGCCCACAACACCCAAUAGCAAGAUAGCGAAUACAACUCCAUCAUCUAGAGAUUACACUUUACCGAGAAUAACAUCGAUUCAAUCCUGCAGACCAAAAAAUGUCUCUACUCAAACAAGAAUUGCAGUAACCCCAACAAAUAGCUCAAAAAAACAACAGUCUUCCUUGAAUGGAAGUGCUCUAAAUAAUCAACUAGAAUCUCUCGGCUACUCAGCAUCGUCGCUCUCCCUCUCUGGAAGCAAUGGAACAUCAAUAAGAAGUACUGAGAACAUUGAAACAAUAUUUCCUCUCCAAUCGCAUACGAACUCAGAUCAUGCAAAUGUAGACACUGUUUCUGAUCCACAACAAACAUCACUGUCUGCAGAACUGGAGAACAACAUCAAUAUCUCAGACAUUAGUAUCUUCAGCUCUCCUGACAGGUUAUUUUUCUCGUCAAUAUGUAUGGAUAUGGAAAGAUUGCCUUUUAAAGAAAAACUUAGAUUUAAACAAAGUGUUUUGAGACUACUGCAUGAGAGAUUACUCAAAUGUGAAGAGUCAUGAUGGCAUAUACGCCAGUUUAUUUUAGACCAUGGAUCGACAGAAAGUUUUAAUCUUCAUAGAUAAUAUGCAGGUACCCAUUUUUUCUUUUUUGUUGCUUGCAUUUUAUCGCUGGGUCGUUUCAUACAUUCUUUUUACUUUUCGUUAACUACAUCUUUGGAUUACAAUCCAAAUUAUUAUAUGUUAUCUUAAGUAUUUUCCGCCUAAUGUCCUGCCGCUGAUAAAGCCGUCGUUCGAUGUGUGUUUUUAGAUGCUGCGCUUCAAAGAGACACCACUGGUCACUAAUUUGAGUAACGUCGAUGACCGUAAAGUUUUGCCAAUUCGACAGACUGGGUGAAACUACCCAGACAAAAAAAUGCCACCGAUUAACGGAUGUACAGCGUGUUCUUAUCACUUUUAAUUCACGCUUGAGCUAGGGAACUGUUUAAGACUCCGGCUAUCCUUGUAAACUCUAUAUUUUUGUUGUACUGGGAAUGCUUCUACCGAAACAAGCGUGGACAGUUUUCUAACAAACUUUGUGCCAAAUCAAAUUAGACACUUAUGACUGAUUCAUGUGAUAAUUAAUAGCCAGUUGUAAAAAUACAAAUUUUUUCCUUUUACAUUUACUAUAGUAAUAUCUAAUACUUGGCGAUAAAACUUGACCUUGAAAGUGUGUGUUAUAUACAGAGAACUACGGUAAUUUAGAUGAGAAAGUGGGAUGUUUUGCAUGUUAUUAUCUUUGCAUUAUUUUCUGUAUAGAAUUGUUUUGAUUUGGCUUCCAUUAUUUGGAUUUUCUUUGCCAAUCUGCACAUUUUAGAGAGUUAGUCUGUGAUCUAUAUAGUUUGUGGUGAGGUGCUUCUUGAGUGUUGUUAUAUAUAUCAGGAGAACAUAGUAUUUUUAAACAUUCUAUAAGCUUUAUAUGAUUUUAUGAAAUUAUCACAUACUAUGACUCAAACUGUAAUGAACUUUAAUUAAUUAGGCCGGAUUUUUAAACAUCUGAUUGGACUGUAGAAUAUAUUGAAUGUUUUUAAAAAUUCGGUGUUUUUUUAAUGCUUAUCAGCAUACUAAUUACUUUAAUAAAUUGUUAUAUAACAAUACAGAUUAACUAAAAUUAGGUAUAUCAGUAAAAUUACUAAUUCAAUGCUGAUGAUGCUUUCAAGGAUAUUUGUAUUGCAUCUAAUUUAACAAAAUACAUAACUUUAACAAAUACAUAAAUUUUUGACUCUAACUUUCUUUAAUCUAUUCUUCACUGGUUAAUGUUAACGUUGUUUGUAAAUCUUUACCUGCUAACCACUGCAAACCUUAUUGAAACUUAGCUAUAAAAAACCAUUUAUUUAGCUUUUUUAUUCGUUACUUUUUACUUAUAUCCAAUCAUGUUUUAAAACUAGAAAAAUCAGAAAAUUCUUUCUUUUUGAAUGUCAAUUACAGUAAUUAUUGAAUAGAAGUCACUCCUGGACCCUGGACUAGCGUAUACCUUAUAAGCUGAAUUUAACUAUCUUAAUUUUACAAUCGGAGUACAGCUGCCAUAAGCGUAAGGCUUAAUCCAACAUUAAUAUGGUUAUAUGUAUAAUUAAGCUGUGACUGUGAGAGAUAAUGAAAUUGAGUAAAUAUAGUGGGGUAGUAAGCAAAUUUUGAAUACUACAACAUUGAAACACCAAAAGAGGAAGCUAUGUAACCUUUACUAUAUAGACUCGCCAAAGUGGCAAACUUUGUCCAAUUGCUGAACUCCUAUGAUGUUUUGUUUUUCAAUGAAUAGUCAAUGAAUAAUGUUUGAAGGUAUCUGGAAUUCCAUGGCUGUAGUGUAGACCAUAAUUUGAAUGUUUUAUAUGGAAUGUUACGAAACAUAUGGGAUGUAUGAAAUUUUGAUUUUUUAAUUCUACAAUGUCGUGAUACAUAUAUAUAUAUAUAUACAAGUUGAUGAUACAAAAUCAUAGUUUGUAUAAUUCCUGUAUUGUUGCUUUAGAAUCUAAAAUUUAAAACGGUAUUCAAAUUUUUAAAUGAUGCCUAAUUACUUAUUACAGGGGGAUUAAUGUUUAUAUGAUAUCUAUUUAUUAUUUUGUUUUAUUGGCUUGUUCUCUCCAGGGCUGGAGAGCUAGAGUCCGAGCUACCAGACAUUUUAGUGGCUCCAGCUCCUAACCAUCUCAUUUUUUCACAUAUAUAACUUUUAGAUACCUGAUCCAAACGAUAAAAUCUACCCUUUUCAGCUUAUAAUUCCUUUUUCUAAAUUUCAGUUCCUAAUAUUAAUUCAAAAGUUUAAAGUUAUAUUUAAUGCGGACCAGUGUUAACUCUAAGCGAAUUAUGAGUGCGAAAGUGCUUCGCAGUCGAAAAAAAAGUGCGAAAGUGCUUUUGCCGAUUUCAACAAGUUAGCAAUACAAUCUGAUACUUACCAACUAAUUGGAGUUCUCGUAAUGGCAACACGUAAAAGAUACACUGUGGAAUUCAAAAUUGAGGUUAUCAAUUAUGCUAAAAAACAUGGCAAUCUACCGGCAGGACGUAAAUUUAAUAUUGAUGAGUCCAUGGCAAGGUCAUGGAGAAAGAAAGAAAAUUUAUUGCGUUCUUCAGACAAGUCUCGGAGAUCAAUUAGAGGACUGUCCAGCAAAUAUCCUCUUUUAGAUAAAAAGGUUGUGGAAUGGUUGUUAAGUCAGAGAGCAAUCAGAGGAACAGUUACCAUCAAGGAAGUUAGAAAAAAAGCUGUUCAAAUUUCUAAAGAACUCGGCAUUGAAGGUUUUACAGGGACAUCAACCUGGUAUUACCGAUUUUUAAGGCGGGAAAAGAUCAAUACUGAUAAAUUGAACAGGAAUACCAAAGUUUUUAAAUGGAAACCUAGAAAUGUUAAAAAGGAGCCUACAACCUCCAAUAGCAAGAUAGUGGAUACAACACCUUCCUCUAGUGAUUCCACCUCAACGAGAAUAUCAUCGAUUCAAUCCCGCAGACCGAAAAAUGUCUCUACUCAAGCAAGAAUUGCAGUAACCCCAACAAAUAGCUCAAAACAACAACAACAACAGUCUUCUAUAAAUGAAAGGGCUCUGAAUAUUCAACUAGAAUCUUUCGGCUGCUCAGAAUCUCCGCUUCCUUUGGGAAGCGAUGGAACAUCCGUUGGAAAUGGGCCCGAGAACAUUGAAACAAUAUCUCCCGGUCAAUCGCAGACUUAUUCAGGUCCGGCUGAUGAAGAGAUUGCGGUUUCUGAUCAACAGCGAACAUCGCUGUCUCCAGGACUCGAGAACAACAUCAAUAUCUCAGACUUCAGUAUUUUUAGCUCUCCAGACAGGUUAUUUUUCUCAUCAAUAUGCAUGGAUAUGGAAAGAUUACCUUUUAAAGAAAAACUCAGAUUUAAACGAAGUGUUUUGAGACUACUGCAUGAGAGAUUGCUCAAAUGUGAAGAGUCAUGAUGGCAGGUUUUAUUUCCGUAUUUCUUCUUGCAUAACGUGCGGGUGUAUUUUGCAAUUUCAGACAGUCUGUAUCUCUGAAUUUUGACGGUAUAUCUUCUAUAAUACAAAGAUGUAUUUUAAUUUUAGCACAUGGAUUGCCAGAAAUUUUCAAUCUCCUUAGAUAAUAUGCACAGUGGGUUUGCGGUUUCUCCUUAGUGUUGCGGAUUUUUUUUUUGUGCCGAAGCGUUUCAGACAUUCUGUCUGCUUUUUGUUAACUAUACCUCUAAAUUAAUAUGUUAUCUUACCGUAAGUAUUUGUCGCCUAACGGUCUGCCAAUCGUGACUUUCUGUUAUUUGAAAUAAAACUUUCAUGCUGUUUUUUUUCUGAUUCUUUUGAAAGCUGGUGUUCAAAGGGUGUUUCCAGACACUGUAUUUCAAAGAGACACCACUGGUCACUAAUUUGAGUGACAUAUAUGACCCUCAAGUUUUGCCAAUUCGACAGAACGUGAGAAACGACCCAGACCAGACAAUGACAGCAGUUAACAAAUGUACAGCCUGUUCUCAUCAUUUAUGACCUUCUAUCCUUAUAAACACUAAAUUUUUGUUGGACUGGGUAUGGUUCUACUGAAACAAGCGUGAUCUGAUUGACUGAUAUAUGUGAGAAUUAUUAGCCAGUUAGGCAUAAAAUAUUGAUUAAUAUUUUUUUGAUAUCUUCUAUUUCAAUGCACGAUAUACUUUCGCUUAUUCCAAAUUUGACCGUGAAAGUGCUUGUUAUACAUCGAGAAUUUAGAUGAGACGGUUUGAUGUUUUGCAUGUUGUUAUCAUUGCAUUAUUUUCUGUAUAGAAUUGUUUUAACUUUGCUGCCAAUGAUUUGGAUUUUAUUUGCUAAUCUGCACACAGAGAGCUAUGCUCUAUAUAUUUUUUGAUUAGGUGCUUCUAGAGCUGACAUGGGCAAACACUUGCCCACGGGCCAAAUCCGGCCCGCUUGGUACUUCAAUCUGGCCCGCAAGAUGCUGCCACAACCAAAAUAAAUCCAAAUUUUAAUGUUUAGAUAAAAAAAAAAAUAGCUCAAGGAAUUUGUUGAGAUUGAGAUUAAAUUUAGUUUUAGCACGAGGCUUAUUACUUUCCACUUUGCUUUUGUAAGACUGUAAAUAUUGUUCAUAAAAUGUAACUUUUUAUGUCACACUCACUUGGCCGGCCCGCCAGUCCAGACAGGUAAAAUUUGUGGCCCCUGGCCCUAAAACCUUGCCCACCCCUGUUCUAGAGGGUUUAUCGGGAGAAUAUAGAAUUUUCAAAUAUUCUAUAAAGUAGCCUAUAAUAUAAUUAUAUGAUAUCAUGAACAUAUGAUACAAAUUGCAGUAAACUUUAAUUAUUUAGGCCUGAUUUUAAUAUCUGGUUAGACUGUAAAGGAAACUGAAACUAAAUGUUUUCUAAUGCUUUUUCAUCGUAUAUCAGCGUACGAACUGCAUUGAUAAAUUGUAAUAUAGCAAUACAUAUGGAUUAAAAUUAGAUAUAUCAGUAAAAUAGUCAAUUCGUUGCUGAUAAUUUUGACAUCUCCAAGACUCCAAAUAAGUUUGUAUCUAAUUUAACAACUAAUUUGCCCAUUUUUUAAUCUAAUUUUCCUUGCUUCAUACCCGCACUGGUUAAUGUAAAUAUUGUUUGUAUUUCUUUCCCUGCUAAUCACUGCUUUUUUGUUUCUUUUCACUUUCAUCCAAUCGCGUUUUAAAUCUGGAGAAAUCAGAAAAAUCUUUUUUUUUGAGAAUAUCAAUUAUGGUAAUUAUUUAAUGAAAAGUGCAAAUAGAAGUUAUUUUCUGGUCAGAGCUGCAUUUUGCUAAUUUAAUUUUGCAAUCUGAGGCGAUCGAGAAAACAUUGCUUCUGCUGAAUGGCAGCAAUGUCUAAUUGCUAAAUUCAUAUGAUGUUUUGUUCUGUCUCAUUCCUGAUUUCUGUACAUUAUCUUCGUUGUUUACUAUUGUGAUUUUUCGCCGUCUUUUUGCACCUACCGAACCUUGUGCACCUGGUAUGAUAAAUUUUUUAACUGGCCAUUCUUUUUUGAUUAUCAUUCUCAGCUAAUGUAGUUCUAUGGUGUUGCUAGUAAAAUUAUAAAAUGUCAGUGGAACCACCAAAGAGAAAGUUUUCGAAUUGGUCGAAAAGUGCUAUUUCGCAGUCCCUGAAAAAAAGUGCGAAAGUGCUUCACUUUUCGCAAAAAAGUGCGCUAAUAGUGAACACUGAUGCAAUGAUAUAUCACAAAUUUGAUUCCUAUUUCCGCUAUGCCGAAUUUUUUUGAAUGAAAUGUUGGAUAAUAUUUAAUUUGAAUACAUUUUUUGCAAUCUUGCAAAUUUCUCAUCACGUUAGAAAAUCCCAAUAACUGCAAAAAAUUCCAGAAAGUAAAUUUUAAUUUAGUACAAUAAAAAUGCAUAUAAAUCAUAAUUAGUAGAUGAAAACACAUCUCUCGAAAUCUUCGCGGUACGGCCUCAGAAACAGCCUACGGGACUACGCCACUUAUGGAAAAAUCCAAUUUUUUGAGGAAUAAUGAUUCUUCUGUUGCGCAAAGUGAAUAAUCAUGACUGAUACUGGCCUUUUUGAAAUUUUUUGCUUCUUAAGUUUGAAUGCGUUCAGUUUAACCUGCGGUUGCGUAGACAAAAUAAAAUCAUUAGUCAUCACUACUCUGAAAUAUCAUAGCAAUUUGCGGACAUAAAAAUGUGUUGUAAAGUGCCCGAUUAGAUCUUGUUUUGAUUCAUAUUUUUGUGAAUUUCACAAAUCUGAUUAGUUUUUGCAACACCGACUUCGCACUAUCGCAUUUCUGCCACUCAUGUUGUUUUUAGGAUAUCACCCUUAGAAAAAGUUCGAUAAAUAUAUUUUAACAAAAAUUGAAUGAAUAUACUUUCCAUUAAUUAUCUCAUAUAAUCUGGGGAAAAGUCUAAUCAGAUCCUGUCAUAGCUUUAGAAUGGAUAAAAAGGUAGAUCGCGAGCAUGAUUAAGCGUCAUUAAAUUUAUUUCCCAUAAAUAAAACUGAUAUGAUUCCCUAAGCUAACCAGGAAAUAUUAUGUGCUGCAGGCACACAAAAUUGUGAGAUUUACAAUGUCUGAAUGGGCGUUUUCGAUCUGUUGCGGGCAUCCUAAAACGAAGAUUAUAGUGCUUUCCGUUUCAUUUAAGUGUUUUACAUUGUGAAAAAUUUGGCUUGCGAAUUCCGCCCUUUUAUUUAUCUUUAACACCUCAUCGCCGAUGAUUAUAAAAUAAAUCUCAAAGGAUUUGCAGUUAUGUGCAAGAACAAAAAAGGAAAGGAUCAUAAGACAGUCUUAAAAUUGUUUAAAACCUAAAUAACACGCUACCCUUGGAAAACAAUCGAUAAAAUGUGAAAGCAUGCGUUAUUUGCAGCGCCGACCCUGAACCCCAUGGCGAUGGAAUCUGAGCUGGAACCACAAUUUAAAUAUACUUUGACGCUGAAGCUGGAGUCGCUGUGACUUCAAACCAGCUCCCCAUCCCUGGUUCUCUCAAUCAGUUGAAUUAAAACCGUGAUUAUGAGUUAUGACUAAAAUUUCUGUCUCACUGUGGCUUAGCACUCUUUAACCAUUAUGAGUUUGUCCAUAUUAUCGUUACUAAUUCAUUAAACAUUAAAAGCUGGAACUAUUUUGAGAAUUUUCCUUGACUUCAUAUAUUUAAAUUAAUUUUCUGACAGUAAUACAAUCUGAUACUUACCAACUAAUUGGAGUCCUCAUAAUGGCAACACGUAAAAGUUACACUGCGGAAUUCAAAAUUGAGGUUAUCAAUUAUGCUAAAAAACAUAGCAAUCUGGCGGCGGGACGUAAAUUUAACAUUGAUGAAUCCAUGGCAAGGACAUGGAGAAAGAAAGAAGAUUCGUUGCGUGCUUCAGACAAGUCUCGAAGAUCAUUCAGAGGACCCCCCUGCAAAUAUCCUCUUUUAGAUGGAAAGGUUGCGGAAUGGUUGUUAAGUCAGAGAGCAGUCCGAGGAACCGUUACUGGAAAGGAAGUUAGAGAAAAAGCUGUUCAAGUGGCUAAAGAACUCGGCAUAGAGGGUUUUACAGGGGCAACAAACUGGUAUUACCGAUUUUUGAGGCGACAAAAGAUAAAUACUGAUAGACUGAACUGGGAUACCAAAGUUUUGAAAUGGAAGCCUAGAAUUAAUAGGAAGAAGCCCACAACACCCAAUAGCGAGUUAGUUAAUACACCACCUUCAUCUAGCAGUUCCACUUCACCGAGUCUGAAAAAUAUCUCCACUCAAACAAGAAUUGCAGUAACCCGAACAAAUAGCUCAAAACAACAACAACAGUCUUCCUUGAAUGAAAGUGCUCUAAAUAAUCAACUAGAAUCUCUCAGCUACUCAGCAUUGCCGCUCUCUCUAUCGGGAAGCAAUGGAACAUCAAUAGGAAAUAGUACGGAGAACAUUGAAACAAUAUUUCCCUUUCAAUCGCAGACUUAUUCUGGUCCGGCUGAUGAAGAGAUUGCGGUUUCUAAUCCACAGCGAACAUCGCUGUCUUCAAAACUCGAGAACAGCAUCAAUACCUCAGACUUUAGUAUUUUCAGCUCUCCUGACAGGUUAUUUUUCUCGUCAAUAUGUAUAGAUAUAUUUAAAGAUUGCCUUUUAAAGAAAAACUUAGAUUUAAACGAAGUGUUUUGAGACUACUGCAUGAGAGAUUACUCAAAUGUGAGGAGUCGUGAUGGCAGUUUAUAUUCCUGUAUUUCUUCUUGCAUAGCGCGCAGGUUUAUUUCAGACAUUCUGUCUGCUUUUUGCUAACUAGCUUAUAUCUCUGAAUUUUGAUGGUAUAUCUUCUAUAAUACAAAGAUGUAUUUUCAAUCUCCAUAGGUGAUACGCACACUGGGUUUGCAGUUUCUCAUUUGUGUUUCGAGUUAUUUUGUGCCGAAGCGUUUGGACAUUCUGUCUGCUUUUUGUUAAUUAAUAACUAUACCUCUAAAUUGAUUUGUUAUCUUACCGUGAGUAUUUGUCGCCUAAUGGUCUGCCAACAAUCAUGAUUUUCUCUUAUUCGAGAUAAAACUUUCAUGCUGUUUUUUUUGCUGAUCUUUUUAAAAGCUGAUAAGGCCGACAUUCAAAAGGUGUUUCCAGACGCUGCGCUUCAAAGAGACACCACUGGGGACUAAUUUGAGUCACACAUAUCGACGCAGGAAAUCCAAAUUGGGCUAAAUCCAUUUUUCUAGUUUCGAGAAAAACACAAAAAACGUUUCUUUUUUGUUUUGUUUUUUUAUAUUUCUCUAAUACCUUACAUUAAGGAUGUCUAGUUUUCAUGGUCCACCAAAGUUGCAAUGGAAGCCAUAUUUUGAUGGUAUAAAAAAAAUCGUGAUCCCCCCCAAUUUUUUUUUUUCGAAAGUUUUUUGGACCUAACCCUUUUUGGAAAUCAGGAGAGCAAAUAAAACCUUAAAAAUGGUUCAAAACGUAUUUUUAAUUUUCUAGGAUAAAAACAAUUUUAUUGGACUUAGGGCCCCUUUAUUAUGUUAUCAUAGAAGUAACUUAUCAUUGAAAAACGUCAAUAAUUCCCUUCUACAAUGUUUUUGACACUUUUUGUGAGCUUAUCUUUACGUUGAAAAAUAUUCUUGCUUCUGAAUCUUGAUGACAAUGGUUAUCUAGCUUCGAAUUUUUAUCAGACCGCUGUUGCUACUGAUUACUGCAUUUUUUUUUCCUCUCAGAAUCAUUACCAACUUUAUUACUAAACAAAUAUACGAAACAAAUUGUAAAUCAUCAAUCAGGGAGGGUUAAAGGAAAUAGAAAAAAGCCCAGCAUGGAAAACAGUUUUAAAUAAGCUUAAUUUUACAAAAGUUGCAAUGAAUGUUUUUUUUUAGAUAGUCUUUCUGCUCAUGAGAUCUAACUUUCAUCAACUACUGGAAGCAUUUUGUAGAAUCCUUGUGGUUUGUAGGGAUUAAAUAUUAUGACCCUUAAGUUUUGCCAAUUCGACACAACUUGAGGAAUGCCCCAGACAAUGGCAAAUGUAUACCCUGUUCUUAUCACUCUUGCUAUCUUUAUAAACACUAAAUUUUCGCUGGGCUGGGUUUGCUUCUACCGAAACAAUCAUGAUCUGAUUCUAAUAGACAAUAUUGACUGAUAUGUGAGAAGUAUUAGCUAGUUAAGGAUAUAAUAUUGAUUAAUAUUUUUUUGAUAUUCGAUUUCAAUGCACGAUAUGCUAUCCCUUAUUCCAAAGAAAAAAUCUGAACUUGAAAGUGCCUGUUAUACACAUCUGUCAAAUGAACCUGGAAUUUCAAUAUGGAAUUUAUGUGCUAUCUAUGGUGUUAUAUGAUAACAGGUUGAUGAUACAAAAUCGUAGUUUUUAGAAUUCCUGUAUUGCUGCUUUAGAGUAAUCUAAAAUUUAAUUUAAUUGUUUGAAUUUUUCAAUGAUGUAUAUACUUUUGUGCGCUGUUUCGUACUGAAUUUUACAGAGAUCCAUAUUGUCUUCAUCACAGCAAUGAUAUUAUCAUAAACAUGACUACAAGUGCAACUAUGCCAGAAAUGGCAGCAUAACAUUUUUUGAGUCAGUGCUAUUUUGUGCCUCAUUCCUGAUUUCUGUACAUUAUCUUAGAAUUUUUUUAAACUUGCGAUUAUUUUUUGACUAUCAUUCUCAGCUAAAGUAGUUCUAUGAUUGUUGACAGUAGAAUUAUAAAAUGUCAACCAUGGACCCGCCAAAGAGAAAAUCUUCAAAUUGGUCUGAGGUUGAUAUAACGAAUGCAUUACAAGAACUUGAAGACGGUAAAGCUUUGCAUCGUACAGCUGUAAAAUAUGGUAUCCCUCCUUCAACUCUAUCUGAUCGUCAUGAUAGAGUUAAAUCUGGAUUGUAUGGAAAACGAAAAUGCUGGACAGAGGAAGAUUUGGAGAAUGCUAUCGAUGAACUCCAACAAGGAAAAUGUAAAUUAAAAGUGAUUGCACAAAAAUAUAAAAUCCCUGAAGUGACAUUACGAGCAAAACACAGAAAAUUUGUAUCUGGAAUUGAUAUUUUUCAAAGGGAAAAGUAUGUUAUAAAACGAAAAAUAUGGCAAGAAAAUGAUGUUGCAAACGCUCUACUAGAAGUGGAACAAGGUGAAAGACUUACACCAGUUGCCAGAAAAUAUGGAAUUCCACAGUCAACUUUGUACGAGAGAUUUCAAAAGCUACGAUCAAAAAGGAAUGAUUCUGAAAUUGGAAAAAUUGAAAUUGAACCCUUACCAUCUGGAUUAAAUCUAGAGUCUGAGAUAUUAGCUGUUGCUGCAAAGUAUGGAAUAAAAGAUGAAAAAUUAAACAAAAAUAAUAUGAAAACGACUGUUAUUCCUCCAAAAACAUGGACUGAAACUGAUGUUUUUCAUGCUCUGAAAGAAGUCAGUGAUGGAUUACAUACAUCUGAGGCUGCUAGGAAAUAUGGCAUUCCACUUACAACUUUAAAACGAAGGCGAGAUGCUCUCAUAUCUGGCAAAGCUCUCAAGUUGAAUUCAACUUCGUUUGAUAAAGAGGAUCGAGGGUUCAUGUUUUCUAAUGAGAGUAAACUUGAUCAAUCAAACAACAUUCCGGAAAUAGAAAUUGGUGAUAUAGGUGUUUCGGCUUCAAAAAUUCCAAAAAUGCAGGGCAGUACUGAACUAGAAAUACCAGAAAAUCUAUUAGAGGAGAGCAACAUAAAUCAUGAAGAUGUUACUGAGGCCACUUCAGUCGAUCCAAAUUCUGAUAGUUCUGUGAAUAAUUUGAACUCUGGGUUAACUUUACCUACUAAUAUUAUUGAAAAAUUGAAACAAAGCAAAUUUGCAAAGCCUAGAAGAACGUGGUCUGAAAAAGAUCUCUCAAAUGCAUUGAGUGAUUUAAUGGACGGCGAACUUCCCUCAAAAACUUCAGCGAAAUAUGGAAUCCCUUUAACAACAUUAAAAAGAAGGAGGGAUAUGCUAUUAUCGAGUCAAUGCUCAUCAUUGAAUAACGAUGUUAAUCUUUCACCAGAUAAGAAAAAUGGUGUCACUAAAUUGUCUAAUGGUGGUAGAAAAUCAGUAGAUGAAAAAUGCAAGGUAUUGAGAAUGGCACUUCUAAGAAGCUUGGAAUUAGCAAAUUGCACUGACAACAUACUACAAUGUGAAUUGUUCAAUAAUGGUAAUUCACACGAAACUACGCAAGAAAAUAUUGAAGAAGAAUCAGAUUGCAUUGAAAUUCCUUCUAUUAGUAAUGAUAGCAAUGGAUUACCCAUCACUACCAAUGGAAGUAUGCUUGACAAAGAACAAGAUUGUUAUUAUAAUGACAGUGAAUCCGAAAUUGAUAAUUUAUCACUCCCUGUGGCAGUAGAAAAUGACUCCCAAAUUAAUUCAGAAACUCUUACGAAUAUAUAUUCUGCUGCACUUAGGCAGCAAACAGAUGAAAAUCCUAUUAUAAAUACUCCAUUAUCUGUUCCAAAUGUUAUAUCUACUAACUCCGCAGACAGUUUAUUUUUUUCAUUAAUAUGUUUAGAAAUGGAGAAUCUUCCAAGAACGAAACGACAGCAAUUCAAACAGACUGUUUUAAAAUUACUUUAUGAUACAAUUGAUAGCUGUGAAUAAUAUUCAUUUGUCGUGACAUUUUCUUUUAUGAUUUCAAAUAAAUACAUUUAUAUAGAGUUCAAGCGCUAUUUGAAUUUCCAUUUUUUUUUCAUACUCAACUAUGUAAAAACAUACCGAUAGAUUAUCAAAACUGAACAAUAAUUAUUCUUUUACUCCUUAGUACAUUAUGAAGAAUCAUUUUCGAAUAUGCAAUAUCAAAAGUAUUCUAAUUUAGGCAUUUUCAAUGAAAAAGUUACAUGAGUAUAUUCGAUGAGAGUAAAUUCAGAGGGAAUGAUUUGAAUCUCAAUCGCCUGAAGUUGAAUUGUUUUUGUUUGACAUUAUUCUCCUAAAUGAAGAACUUGCUCUUAACAAAACUCAUUUCAAAUGUAUUCAAAUAAUUAUAGAUUUCGACAUCGUUGGGAUAUCUUGAACUCCAAUAUCGAAGUUCUUGAAAUUUCGUUCAAUUCUAAAUAAUUAUUUCGAAUAAGAUACAAAAUUUGCUCAGUAUAUUGGGAUUAUAUUCCUAAUAUUCCUCCCCCAUAAAGUCUAAAAAAUAUGACAUUCAAAUCAAAAAUCCCCUUCAUAGAAAAUAGGGUUAGGGUUGAAUUUGGAAUUUUUCUUUGUAUAUGAAACUUUCUGGGUGGAAGUUUAUUAUUCAGCAUAUUCUUUAUUAAAUCCCUUUUAGUGUUUCUUCUUUUAAUGAUUAUUUAAAUAAUCAUUUCAUUAAUAGGGGUGUAAGACUGGUUGUUCAUCAUUUCAUAUAAAUUUGAUCAUUAUAUGAGCAUUCAAUCACAAAGCAGUAAAAUGGUUAAAUUUGGUCAUUUGAAGUUGAAUAAAUCAUCUGCUAGUUGCAUAUCCUAUACAAUUCAAUUUGUUUUAAGAAAUUGCAUUUUGAGUGUGUAAAAGUUUGAAAUUGGCUGAUCGAAACUAAAUUAUCAAGGCAGUGGUUUUCAACCUUUUUGAUGAAUCAGAGCCUCAAUAAGACAUUUUAAAGGCUAGUAACCCAUGUGCAAUAGUUUAUUUUUCUGAGUUGUAUAAACGCAAACCUAAUACUGACAGAACAACUUUGAAUUGUACCGAAUUUCAUACUAAUAUAUAUUUGAUCAUAUUCGAACAAUAUACAUAUGAGCGUUCCAGAAGUAUGCGUACCAAUAUGCGUUGUGUAAAGAGACUGAAACCUGUAAGCAGGGUGAUAUUCACUUGGCUAACACAGACGGUCCCCAAACUCGUAAUAAAAUUUAAAAAAUCGCUAAAUAAAAUAUUGUCUAACCCUAACCUGGAACACUUACUUUGGGAGUAUCCAUAUAUGAUUAUGGACUCUCAAACUUGGAAUGAAAACUAGUGGAACUAUAGUUUGCCACAGAACCCAAAUUGAAACCCACUGCUCUAUCAUGAUUCUAGACAUCAUGACAAGAACGAGCAUGAUAUAGCCCUGUUUUGCCUUAAUUUCUUUGUUUCGUUUAUAUUGCUACAUUUUAUUGGAUUUUUUGUUUAUAUAG